Molecule: messenger RNA, 981 nt
Organism: Ixodes scapularis (black-legged tick)
Lineage: Eukaryota; Metazoa; Arthropoda; Arachnida; Ixodida; Ixodidae
Product: probable tRNA (uracil-O(2)-)-methyltransferase
Exons: 5
Coding region: 40-963 (307 amino acids)
Biological process (GO): tRNA methylation
Molecular function (GO): metal ion binding; tRNA (uridine) methyltransferase activity
Source: RefSeq, a predicted model, not a curated record
UUGUUCAUUUGUACAAUCCAAGAACACGGCACUUUACCGAUGCUGUGUUUGCAGGAACAAGCCAUCACUCCUGAAGUGCGUCUCCCAGAGUACUCUUGGUGGAUCGGCAACCACUCGGACGAGCUCACUCCAUGGAUCCCUUACUUGGCCUCGAGGUCCCGGCCGGAUGCACGGGUGUUCCUGCUGCCCUGCUGCCCGUUCGGCUUCCAUGGGAAGUACCAGCGACAGCACGGCAACAUGAGCCAGUACCAGUCAUACUUGCUCUUCCUCCAGGACCUCUGCCGGGGACUCCGCUUCAGCGUGCAGCUCGACAGGCUACGUAUUCCCUCCACCAAGCGGAUCUGUCUCGUCUGCAAACCGGGCGACGCCGCUGGAGAUACGGGGCUCGGGGCAGAGUCACCUACGGCGUGGAAAUCCGUUCCGGACCGGAUCCGGUGGCCGAGCGCCGAUUCGGGAGAAAGCCGCACCGAGACCGCCGGAGACACUAACGACGGCCACGGAACCGGGGGAUUCAAGCCGAGGGAGGGAGUGGAAGCGGUUCGAAACUGCACGCAGCUGGACCGCAGGUUCCUGGACUCCACCGUGGACCUCAUUGCCAAGAGGCUACUGCAGGCAGAGGCAACGGAUGGAGAGGCGUUGCCGGAUCGCGACCACUGGAACAGGGGAGGUGUGAUGCACCUGAGGGACCUGGUUCAGCUGCUGACUGAGCAGGAUCUUCAAAUGCUGAAGAGCCAGUGUGGAGGCUUGCAGACACUCAUCAGGAACCACAGGCACAUCUUUCUCGUCGAGAAAGGGCUGGUGUCCCUCAACGUCCCAUCGAGCGAAACGCAGCGGAGAAUCCAGUCGAAGAGCGGGCCUGCCUCAAAGUGCCCCCCGAGGAAGAAGCAGUGCUGGUUCUUUGCCCACCAUCCCCAGGGCUGCCCCCUCACCUCUGACAGCUGCCACUUCCUUCACCGGGCAUAAAAGCUUUAGCACCAUUGC